ACACUCAGAGGCGUGCAACGUAACCAGUUGGACACAAAUUCCCGGAGUAGGGUACCGAGUAUGUGUGCGUAAGUGUGUCAGAGUGAGAGGGAACAAGAGAGGGAGACAACGCGCUGUCUAAUGGAUUACUGGAUGGAGCUGGUCUGUUGCGCAGAGGAGGAUACAUUUAGGUCAUUAUUUUCGAUGGACCGUAAAAACCGACGUGAAAACUGAAAACUCAUCUGCGUAAUCAGAGAGGUAAGUUGGACCAAAAGGAUCACCUGAUGGAGAUCAUUUAUUUGUUAAGAAAGCAUCUUUCCUUGGUGCAUCAUCUCACCAUUUGCGCUCUCGGCUGUUGCGCUCACAUCAACCUUGGGAACUUACGUGCGCCUACCUGACUGUAGCACACGCGGUUUGAUAAGUUGUGUCUUUAUUAGCAAGUUGAUGGCAUAUUUUUCAAUCAAAUAUGAGGCUGAGUUUAUUUGGUGCGCAACGGAAACAUUUGUUCAACCAAAAGCUGCUGGUAAAGAGGCUGUGGGUUUAAUGUGGAAGUUACCUGAAAUAAAAAGUCAAUAAGUAAUGUGUAGAUGUAAACUAAGGCGAUAGUGUUGUUUAGCAAGCUAAUCAUUCAACUACUGGAAUGAAAUCUCCAAAGACACAUUUUUUCAGUAUUCACAAGGAAAACCAAGAAAUUUGGGGAAAGAAAAAGAUAAGUUUCACGUUCAAAAUGCUCAGGGAUAAUAAAGCUUACUUUUUAAAACAGCUAUUACAGCAUUUUUUUCAUGGACAUUAGAUUAAUACGAAAACAUUUCUUUGGCUGUUCCCUGAAAGACGAUGAUGGCAUGUUUUAAGAUUAAUAGGAUAUUAUUUCAUUAUGUUUACUCGUGAACAGAUUCCUACAAAUAAACAUAAAUUCAUCAGGAUGACAUCUUUUGGCCAGUGAUAAGUCUCUUGUCUUUUGAUCAUGGCUCAUUACGCACGACGCAUGAGGCACGAGGCGUACUGAAACAUUAAGUUUCUGUCUCCAGGUGAGCGAGGAAAAGAGAAUGGACGCCGAGGGUCUCAUUCAACACAUUGAGCGAGACACGGAGGCCACUUUAUGGCCCCUGGCAGAGACCACCGACUGGCCCGAGGACGGAAAUGAGACGUUUGGGAAUCAGUUUCAGCAGCCGGACUGGCAGGUGGGGAACAGCGGGAUCAUAGAGGAAGCUGGUUUGAGUCAGAGCCAGAUCUUUUUUCUUUAUCCAACAGGACCUGGGAGUAUUUGGAAGAGACUUUGAUGAGGGACUGAAGAAAACAAGACAAAAUGAAUAAAAGAGGGAGUAUAGUGUAGUUACUGGCAUGAAACUCUUUGAUAAUGAAACCAAACUAGCAAAACACACACUGAAACCUCUGGAGAUGCAAUCUUUACAAUAUUUGGAGGUUAAACAAGGAUCAGUGUAUUUGUAAUGUGUUUGAGACAGAAAGGUCUAUUCAGUCUCUUACCAAUUGUGACAUAACUACAAAGUUCAUGACUUGAGUCUUAAGAGAAGAAAAUAGCAAUCAUUUAAUUAUUACUAGUGGUUUCACAAUUAUGUUGUAUUGCAAAGUUCAGUAUCUUUUUCUUUUUAUGUCCUCUUCUCCCUCAGGUGGCUCUCUGGGCCAUAGCGUACUCCCUCAUCAUCCUGGUUUCCAUCACUGGGAACGUCACAGUGAUCUGGAUCAUUCUUGCUCACAGACGCAUGAGGACUGUAACCAACUACUUCAUCGUCAACCUGGCCUUUUCGGAUGUCUCCAUGGCAACCUUCAAUACUCUUUUUAACUUUGUUUAUGCUCUUCAUAACGACUGGUACUUUGGUCUGGGCUACUGCAGGUUUCAGAACUUCUUCCCCAUCACAGCCAUGUUCUCAUCCAUAUACUCCAUGGCAGCCAUCGCAGUUGACAGGUAGGAAAACUGAUCAUUACGGCUGUCAUCCAAACUGCUCUAAAAAUAAGUAAAUGAGCACAUAUAAAGUGUUUUGUCCAAGUAAUUAGACACUGAUGGCAUAGGUAAUACCCUUGCAGCAUUCCCAUUUCACAGCAACAUAAUCGUUUACUUUAGAGUGGCAAAUGACCACUUACCUCAAGAAUCAUCUUAGAAGUUUUCAACCAUAAAGUUAGUAAGAAAAUAAAAAACUUUCAAAAUGAUAUUUCUGCACAGUCUGAGUAAUAUUCAUGUUCUUUUUUGAAUGAGUCAUGGUGUUUUAAAUAUUUGCAUUAAGUGGGUGAUUGUCAUGCUUUUUAGCAAAGGUAGGAAGGGAGGACCCAAAUGCAAACAGGUUUAUGCAGACCUAUGGAGUUCAUUGUGCAUCGACGGCUCAAUGUUGGGUAGGUAAGCAGAGAAACAGGUAGCAAGGGACAAGCAGGGGUAGAUUUAGAGGACAGAGAGGAAAAAGGUAGAGCAUAACGUCACACAUCCUCAAAGCAAAGUCAGAUGUUGGAGGGGUAUCUCAGCAAAAGAAAUAGUCUGGUACAAGGAGUGCAACUGGUUAUGCUACUGUUGGGUCGGCUGGCUUUAUUACCAUAAAUAUUAUCAUCAGUCAAGUAUCAUUAAUGUGCAGUUCCUUUGAAUAGUACACAUACUUAAUCCAUUGUUAUAAGAAUGGUAACUAUAAGUCUGUAUAAGCUGUUGGUUAUCUUUUUCCUCUGACUCACUUUCUGCAUCUCCCUCAAACUAGAGGGAGAUGACUGUCUUAUGUAAAUCUGGUCCUGCUCAAGGUUUCUGCCUGAUAAAGGAAGUUUUUUCUUACCACUGUAACCUGAUAAAUGCUGCAAGUUGUUUCACGCAUGGUAGGUCAAGAUGAGUCUCAUUUCACUGUUUGAGACUCAAUCUUGUCUUGAUUGAAAAUUGAUUUUCAGUCUUGGUUGAAAAUGUAUCACAGUAUAGUCUGGAUCUGCUCUCCGUGUAAAGCAUCAUGACAUAAGAUUUGUUGAUCAGUUAACUUGUGGCAAAUUCUCAUGUGUGGUGGGAAUGUUGAGGACACACUCAUGGACUGGUGGGUCAGGUGUGAUUAAGAAGAGGGGAAAUGAGAGGACAUCUAGUGGAAAGGUAGAGAAUUGGAAGGGACCUCUGUCAGAAUUUGACUUUUAAAGAGGACUGAUGUUUGAUGGCAGAUUCUGGCUGGUCCAAUAAAGCAUAUUUUAUACUGGGAUUCCUCAUGACCCCUUAAAGGACUGGUGUCUUUGUCUGUCAGGGGUUUGUCAUUUGUCCAAAAAGAAAGUUGUUCAUUAUCUUUGGCAUCACUUAAUUUCAGCGGCAGCUUGAACUCUGCCUGUAAAAACCUCUUGAUGAAGGAGAGAUGGGUCAGAGAGCAGAGAGAUACAGAUGUCUUUAAUGCUCACAGGAGCAUGAAGUAUCAGUCUGCUCUUAGAUUAAAAUGUGGUAUGUAUACUGAGUCACACUAACCCCAAAACAGAUGUUAUAUUGAUGAAACUGACACCGUUGUCAUCCAAGCUUUUGUAUUUUAGUAAAAUUGACAGAUUUUUUUUUUACUGAAAUGUACUUACAGUUCAGCCCAACACAUCUGCAUAUUGACUUUAUAAAGCUUUAAAAGGCACCAUAGAGUCAUUUUUUUAAACACAAACUAAACAUUAUAAAGUAAAGGUGUAUUUGUGUCGCUCUGAUCUGAUCUAAUGCUGCUUUUGUAACCAAAGGUGCACCUCACUGCUGUUCUUCUGGAACAGAUGGAUCCUUUGGAGCAUUUCAUCAUUCACACGCGCGUGUGUGUGUGUGUGUGUGUGUGUGUGUGUGUGUGUGUGUGUGCGUGUGCAUGUGCAUGGCAUGUGAUAUGUGGUUCCUUGUAUCCCGGGACAAUUGUAAUGAUGAAUGAGCCGCAAGCCCAUAUGUGGAUCAAAGGAAUUGUUCAUCCUUAGCGAUUUCUGGUUUGAUGAAUGGUCAGUUUGUGUCUUCUGCUGCGGCAGCAAAAAGAAAAACACUGUAUUACAUGCAACUGAUUUAAUAUUUGAAACAUGAUCUACAUUUGUAAAAGCUUGUUUUCAGGGCUCAGACCAUUCAUGAAGCUUGUGCAAAACCAAACAAGUUCAAUAGGGUGGCAUCUUUAUUGGAAUCCUUUUUUACAGACUAUUUGCAUAAUUCUUUGUGUGUUUUAAAUCAUUUGUGGAAUAUUGUAUUCUCAUGGAUGCUCUGGGGAGUUUAAUCUGUGGCCAGACAAGAAACAGAAGUGAGUCUUAUAAUCUGUGUAUUUUGCAUCACAGAAUCCUUAUCCAUUGAGAGUCAUAAAGAGGAGGCAGUCACUAAAACAAAAUUCAACUUGCAUGUCCUCAGUACUUAACAGAGCAAUGAUGGCUGUGCUGGUGACUAUACUGCAUGAUGCUACACUGGGAAAAGACAUGCUCAGAAUUGAUUCUUUACACCUUCACCCUUCCUUUAUUGACAUUUCCUUCAUACCAAUACAGUCGACACCCAUGGGCUUUGUAUGAGUAAGGAAAGCUAGGAUGAAUCUCAGGGUCCAUGAUUGGUAGGGACUCUGAAAAUAUUCAAACAUUUGCAGUAGUCCUCAUGGGACCCACAAUGGGACACUAUUUCUUCUUUAGCAAGUGUUCCAGCAGCUUUUCUUUCAUUCUUCCUUCCACUGCAAAUUUUCACAAUGAAGGACACAUUUGAUCAUCAGUAGGCAGCAGGAUGUGAGUUAGCUCGUAAAAUUCUAUCUAAUCAGAGGUGGAGAGUGGGGGAGUGACCUUGGAGGAGGUCUGUCGGGUAGGCUAUGAGAGAUCAGAGCUACUGAGGGUUUUCUAGGCAAAGAGCAGGAUCCUGAAGUGGAUGUGAUGUUGUAUUGGGAGCCAGAGAAGGUGUUGAAGGAUGGGUGGGGAGUCCGUAGAGAGGUCAUUACAGUUUUGGGGUCUAUAGGUUAUACAGGCAAGUGUGAGUGUUUUUAGAGUGGUGGAAGGCAGGGUAGGACAUAAAGCAGACAGUAGGGUUACAAAAAGGAGAAGAUUUCAUACCAAGAUGGAUGAAGUGACCAUCAAUGCUGAGAGAGAGGACUUGGGAAUCGGAGGAGGGAUUUGGGGCCAGUGAUGAUGAUCUCUGAUUUAUUGCAGCUGAGCUUGGGGAAGCUGUAGUUCAUCCAGGUUUCUAUAUCAAUGAGGCAGUGUGUGAGGGAGAGAAAAUGAACGAUUUUUACUGGAGAUAUAAAGCUUGGUAGUUUUGGCAUAGCAGAGAAAUUGAAAUCCAUGGUGAUUUAUGAUGUAAACAAGAGGUAGCACACAAACAUACUAUAUAUAUUCAGAGUUUGCUUUACCAUUACCCAUUGCAGGAAACUCUAGGUACACUUUCAAAAUACAACUGUUGUGUAAGAUUCAACAGUUCCAUCAAUUACAGCCAAAAUCAAUGAAAAAUACAGAUAAAGAUUAAGUGAUCUCUUACAGCGUGAAACCAAAUCCUGCAUUGCCAAAGAAGGACCUCAACAUCCAACACUCACAGUUUUUUAAAAGCAUGGACCACAACCAGCCACUCAGUUCAGCUCUGAGCAUGAGGGAAACAAAGAGUAAUGGGGCAUCAUCAUAUGAUGUUGACACACAGCAGCAUAACUCCAUGAUCAUUUACUGUACAUCAUAUGUUGAACAGUAUACUCACAAGUGAGCUUAUAGGUGUCUGUGUCAUUAGCCAGAGGUUCUUUUUGAAAGGUUAUUCAAUUCUUUAAAAAUGUUUCUUUUAAAGGACAUCGUCAAAAACAUUUGUUGUAUUCUGUGGUUGACAGUAAAUAAAUGUUGGCAGCUGUCGUUGCUUUAAUAAUGCCCUUAUCACAAAGACCUGCAGUGAGAAGUGAACUUUUAUCGCCCUGGCAGGUCACCAGAACAGAGUCAGACAAGCAGGGAACAGGAACAGGCUGAUAAAUGAAGCUCCUCGACUUAAAUCACUGAAGGUUCUUUCAAGAUUUUGCCUCUGAGUCCUUGCCUCAGGACUCUCAAACUUUUAACUACCUUUAAAAGAUUACACAACACCAGAAAACACAUCGUAUUUUAAACUUAUCAUUUCUUGUCGAGGUAUUGAGAUUUAUAUUUUAUUAAGAUGUCCCCGUGCUCUGAAUCAGGCCCUAAGCUGUCAAACAUCAGCUCAGUGUUCAGCUGUCAGGAAAAAGGGGACAAAAUGAGCUGACAGAGCACCUAUUUAUCAUUAUAAGUGUGGAUUACAAGAUACUGAGAUCGUGUGCAGGCCGAUGAAGGAAAAGGAAAGUUAAGACAGGAUGCUAUAAUACAGUUUCAUCUCAGUUUCUCUGACAGAUGUAAGUCUAUAUGAUCUCUGUGAAGGAUGAGCGUAAUCCUUCUUUCAGAUAAAGGCUCUUCAACGCUUAGCACACUGCAAGGCUUAUAUUGACUGGAGGGAUCGAAAGUCACUAUUUCAAAGUAGUACUUGAGACAGAAUACACCUGUAUUUUUUUCUCUUCCUCAGGUACAUGGCGAUUAUCCACCCUCUGAAGCCCCGCCUGUCCUCCACCUCCACCAAGGUUGUGAUUGCUGUGAUUUGGAUUGUAGCAAUUUUACUGGCUUUCCCUCAGUGCUACUACAGCGUGACCAGAUUUUAUUACCCCAGGACUGUAUGCAUGGUUGACUGGCCUGAUGACUACGGAGGAAAACACCAACUGAGGUGAGUAAACAAGAGCAAUAGAAACAAGGAUUAAGAGACAGAAGGUGACAUUUACAACAAGGUAGACCUACACAAUGAAAUAUAAGACACACUAAAGGUUGACAUCUGCGUGACUGAUCCAUCAAAUCUUUAAGGGAUUUGUGAGGAAAUCUGCACACUAGAAGUUGUAAUAAUGCACAUGUCCUUAAGAUCCACGUAUAUAAACAUACUUAUUUUUAUAUCUAUGAGCUGUUAGAAUCCAAGUUUUGUAUCAAAACUUGUGACUGUUCUUUUCUGUGUUACAAGCUCCAAGCUAUUGCUGUCAAAAAUUGUCGAUAAAUAAAGAAAAGUAGACCAUGAUGGCAGAGGAAACUUAUCAGUAAGAUCAGAUGUUCAUUGUAGUUUCUCUCUCUCUCUCCCUCUAGUUACCAGUAUGCAGUGAUUUUGCUGAUCUACUUGUUCCCUCUGCUGGUCAUGCUGGUGACUUACAGUUUAGUCGGCCGUUCUCUGUGGGGAGGACACAUCCCUGGAGAGGCGACAGACCACUAUCACAGCCAGAUAACAGCCAAGAGAAAGGUCUGGUACCUUUUUCUCUUUUACGUCUUCACUGAAGUCUCUUCCUUUAAAGAGGGGGCGUUUAUUCUGACUCUACUUUUUCAGUAGUUUUACAUGAUUUUCAGAUUUAAAAAUAGCCCUGUGUAUCUCACUCCGGUGUAUUAAAAUACAAUUAUUUCAGCCUCUGAGUGAAAUGCUUUGUUUGAGUUACUGUGUCUUUAAGUUUCUCCCUAAAAGCCCAAUUAUAUAGUCUUGUCUUAGCACAUUGUAGAAAGCUAGAUCAAAAUAACAUGAUCAAAGUUUGGGAUCUGUGGCAUAUUAAAAAGACACUCUGCUGCAGAAAAAAACACUUUCUAAUACUAGGUAGUUUUGUUUUUGCUUGCUUUUCUCAGUAAUUUCUUGUAAGAAUUUCCCAUAAAUAAAACUUGCAUCCCCAAUAUCAUGGGGGCGCUAUGUCAUAAACUUGUUUAUAAGGUGCCACAUUGGCUAAAGUCAGCCAGUGGUGUUACAGAUGAAAACUUGUGAUUUGACACAAAACCUCUUAAAUGAAAGAGGAGGAGAGGGAUAGGUCUGAAUUUGUAACAGCUAGGGUGGAGAGGUAAGGUGUGGUCUCAUGGUGUUCUACAGGUUUUGCUGUAGAGCACCACAUAAAUGUCUGCAAGUCCACACAUGUACAGGACAAAACCAGCAGAGGCCUGGCACUGUUGACCUUUAGUCUGAAAAAAGAGCAGUUUAACUGAACUCAGUGAUGUCUACAAAAGAGGGUUUGGACCACAAGAAGAGAAUAAAAAUUACGGGAGGGAGAUUUUUUUAAAUUCCAUUUAGACUUUCAUCUCAACAUUUUGAGCCACUUAUGACAAAAUUUUGAGAUGAAAGUCGAAAUUUUAAAAAGUCAAAAUUUCGACUUGAUUCAUGUCGACUUUAAUCUCAAAAUUUUCAUUUUUUUAUCUUGAAAUGUAACUUUAUUCACAACAUUUCAGCAUUGUGUAAUCUCCAAAUUUCAUCUUUAAUCUUGACAUUUCAAUUUUUAAUCUCCAAAUUUCACCUUCAUGAAAUGAAUUCGAAUAUUUUUUAUCUCGAAAUUUCGACUUUAACCUCCUUCCAGUAAUUUUUUUUUGUCUCUUUGUGUGGCCCUAAUCCUCUGUCGUAGAUAGCAGCCUGGAACACAAAGUUAAGCUUUAUUGACUUUAUUUACCUCCACAGGUAGUGAAGAUGAUGGUGGUCGUUGUGGUGACCUUUGCCCUCUGCUGGUUGCCGUAUCACAUCUACUUCAUACUUGGAUCUUUUAACAGGGACAUCUACAAACAGCACUACAUUCAACAGGUCAGCAGCUGAAAUUCUAACUGUUUCUGAUCUUUUCAAUCUGAUUUACAUUUUGGUUAUCAUGAUUUCUUUACCUCUCAGGUAUAUUUGGCCAUAUUCUGGUUAGCGAUGAGCUCCACCAUGCACAAUCCCAUCAUUUACUGCUGUCUAAACCAAAGGUGAGAAACAUCACUCAGAGCGUCUUUAUCCAGUACUUUGAGGCAGGAUCAGUCAUUUUUCCCUCUUUCUGCAGGUUUCGAGCUGGUUUCCGUCACGCAUUCUCAUGGUGCCCCUUCAUUCAAGUGUCAGAGGAGGACAAAAUGGAGCUGCAGCACACACACACCUUCAGAGUGACCAUGACGCGCAGUCACCGCAAUGACAACACAUACCUGCAUGCCUCCAUCAAAACGAACUCCACUUUUGAUGGAAACAUUGAGCACAACACAGAGAGAGGUGUUUGCAUCCAGCUUAUGAAACAGACUUCGUCAAGAACAAACAACACGAACAACACACACGCUGUGAGGAGGCUGGAUCAUGGAAGAGCCACACCUAACAAACUUCUCGAGCACAACCAGUGAGUGCUGAUGGGAGGUAACAGAGUUUACAUGAGGCUGAUGGAGAGAGAGGAAUUGCUGCUAACUACAAAAACAGAAAGAAACUGGUGAAUAUUAUCACGGUGAAAACAUUAUAAAGGAUCCACCAAAUCUGACCUGUGAUGAUCAACUUUUACACUUUUAAGGAGACACGACUGAUUGUGACUUUAGAUCUCAUGGAUGUUUGCUGUCAGUGCCAAAGUGGGCAAACAUCUAAGUAGUGUUAUGAAUAGAAGAACCCACAAGAGGCUGGUUUUAACAGUGUUAGUGUUUGUCACUCUUUCCUACCUCCAUUCUGUUUCCACAUUCUUUCCUCCACCUUUAACGCCUAUUUCUCCUUUUAUGUUGAAGGAAAAAAAGCUGUGAAUUGUCACUGGCAUCAGCACUGAGCCUUAAGGUUUUUGUAUAUUAACCUGUUUAGACUGCCUCGGUAAUGAGACUUCAAAAAGUCUCUUUUGUUUCAUGUCAAACACACAUAGUGUCUCAUUAAUUUUCUUCUUAAUCACUUAUAUUCAUCUGCAACUCAGCCAACUCAAAAAGAUUUGACUGACAUAUCUUGCUUUAGAUAUCUGCUUUACUGUACAUUGAAUUCAUAUCACAAAGCUUCUCAGAUUAAACAUCAAUAUGUGAUGGACUGCAUCAGUAUUAUUUUCAUUACAAGGCCAUCAAUAGGAGAUCAUGAGCCCAUGUAAAAGGCACAUUAAUAUCAAAUGUGAUUAGUUGGUAUGUACUGUGUGUGUUCAGUCCAUCAGUCUUUAUUUCUGUAGCUCCAAUUCACCACAGCUCUUAUCUCAAGAUGCUUUACAUACAGAAUAUCCCACAUGUGAUUCUGUGUCCAUGUCCAAAAUGUGAAAAACAUUUAGAUUGGUUUUUUCAGUCAGGCUACAGGAGAUCAGUGAGGUUAGAUUUAUUUAAACUUGCACAUUUUCCGUUCAGAGUUAGAGAGCUUAUCAUUUCACCACUUGUAACAUAUUCAUGACAGUAACAACAGGGUUAAUCAGUGGACUCUCUAAAAUGAGGUUGUGAUUAAUGUGUUCAUUGUGUACUAGAGUGUUAUUGCUGGGUAUCAACAGUUUCAUUAAUCCUGCUUCAGCUUUGAUAUGAACACCUCUAUAUUGUAUUUGAAAUGAUGAUCAGCCUUGAAUCUGUCUCAUUUCAUAGAACCUCCUGGAUGUACCUGCAGCUGCGCAGGACUAUUUCUUCAACAUUUAGUCACAUGGCGUUUACUUAUUCGGUAUGUUGUGUUAAAAGUCCUUAUUAGAAAAAAAAUGUGCUUCUAAGAAGAGCCUGAUGUAAAAUGUAAUGCUGUCAACUGAGUUCAGUCGAUGUAAAUAAUUGAUUUGUGAUUGCUGCACACUAACAGUCGAUAUCAUGAUGCUUCUGCAAACUUGACUUUGAUAUUUCAAACAGUGAUGUGGUGAAUCUGUGUAUUUGUUUACAUCUAGCAGCAGGUUUUUGUUUGUGAUUUAAAUAAAGCUGAGAUGUUCAAUGAA
Molecule: messenger RNA, 10523 nt
Organism: Xyrichtys novacula (pearly razorfish)
Lineage: Eukaryota; Metazoa; Chordata; Actinopteri; Labriformes; Labridae
Source: the annotation of a GenBank genome assembly